CUCCGUGCCCCCCUCAGAGGCCUGCAACCAUGCAGUCCUAGCCUGCAGCCCGGGCAUCCCUGAAGAGCACUAUGUGAGUGAAGCUGUGGAAGAUGCUCCCAGCUCCAGAGGAUACCGAGAUGCAUGCACCAUCACCGGUCACAUCAUAUCUAAUGAGGCUGCUGAAGCUCCAGCUGUCCUUGGAAAGCCUGUAGCUACAGACCAUCGCUUCUCUCAUACUGGCCGUGCUUUGCUGUGGAGGUGGAAGUGGAGUGGAUAAAAGCCUUUUCAUAAGGCUCAGGGCUUUGCUACCAAGGAGAGUGGAGAGUCUGUCCACCAUACCUCCUCGACCAAGAUUAAAAGUGUGACAUGAACUUUCAACAUCAGUGUUUCACAUCAUAGCUUGCAGAAGAAAAUAACAGAGCUUGCAAAGCAUCAUGGACGUGUGCAACAGUACCAACCUUCCAGAAGUUGAGAUCAUUAGCCUGCUGGAGGAGCAGCUGCCCCAUUACAAGUUAAGAGCCGACACCAUCUACGGCUACGAUCAUGAUGACUGGCUGCACACGCCUCUCAUUUCUCCAGAUGCCAACAUCGACCUCACAACCGAGCAAAUUGAAGAGACACUGAAAUACUUCCUUCUAUGUGCUGAAAGAGUUGGCCAGAUGACUAAGACAUACAAUGACAUAGAUGCUGUCACGAGGCUUCUUGAGGAGAAAGAGCGGGAUUUGGAGUUGGCCGCACGGAUCGGCCAGUCAUUGUUGAAGAAGAACAAGACCCUAACUGAGAGGAACGAGCUGCUGGAGGAGCAAGUGGAACAUAUCAGGGAGGAGGUGUCUCAGCUCCGCCACGAGCUGUCCAUGAAGGAUGAGCUGCUUCAGUUCUACACCAGUGCUGCCGAGGAGAGCGAGCCUGAGUCUGUCUGCUCAACCCCGCUAAAGAGGAACGAGUCAUCAUCUUCCGUUCAGAAUUAUUUCCACUUGGACUCUCUUCAAAAGAAGCUGAAGGACCUCGAAGAGGAGAAUGUCGUACUUCGAUCUGAGGCCUGCCAGCUGAAGACAGAAACCAUCACCUACGAAGAGAAGGAGCAGCAACUGGUGAAUGACUGCGUGAAGGAGCUGAGGGAUGCCAAUGUCCAGAUUGCGAGUAUCUCAGAGGAGCUGGCCAAGAAGACAGAAGAUGCUGCCCGUCAGCAGGAGGAGAUCACGCACCUGCUGUCGCAGAUUGUGGACCUGCAGAAGAAGGCAAAAGCUUGCACGGUGGAAAAUGAAGAGCUGGUCCAGCACCUGGGGGCUGCGAAGGAUGCCCAGCGACAGCUCACAGCCGAGCUGCGUGAGCUGGAGGACAAGUAUGCAGAGUGCAUGGAGAUGCUGCACGAGGCCCAGGAGGAGCUCAAGAACCUGCGGAACAAGACCAUGCCCAACACCACAUCCCGGCGCUACCACUCACUGGGCCUGUUUCCCAUGGACUCCUUGGCAGCGGAGAUUGAGGGAACGAUGCGCAAGGAGCUGCAGCUGGAAGAGCCCGAGUCUCCAGACAUCACCCACCAGAAACGUGUCUUUGAGACGGUGAGAAACAUCAACCAAGUGGUCAAGCAGAGAUCACUGACCCCUUCCCCCAUGAACAUCCCGGGUUCCAACCAGUCCUCGGCCAUGAACUCCCUCCUGUCCAGCUGCGUCAGCACCCCCCGCUCCAGCUUCUAUGGCAGCGACGUCGGCAAUGUGGUCCUUGAUAACAAGACUAACAGCAUCCUCCUGGAAACUGAAGCAGCCGACUUGGGGAACGAGGAACGCAGUAAGAAGCCCGGCACGCCGGGCACCCCGGGCUCCCACGACCUGGAGACGGCCCUGAGGCGGCUGUCCCUGCGCAGGGAGAACUACCUGUCGGAGCGGAGGUUCUUCGAGGAGGAGCAGGAGCGGAAGCUGCGUGAGCUGGCAGAGAAGGGGGAGCUGCGCAGCGGCUCACUCACGCCCACCGAGAGCAUCAUGUCCUUGGGCACACACUCUCGCUUCUCCGAGUUCACCGGCUUCUCCGGCAUGUCCUUCAGCAGCCGCUCCUACCUGCCCGAGAAGCUGCAGAUUGUAAAGCCGCUCGAAGGUUCAGCCACACUUCACCACUGGCAGCAACUGGCCCAGCCUCAUCUGGGGGGCAUCCUGGACCCCCGGCCCGGUGUGGUCACCAAGGGCUUCCGGACACUAGAUGUUGACCUGGAUGAAGUGUACUGCCUUAAUGACUUUGAGGAAGAUGACACAGGUGACCACAUUUCUCUCACGGGCCUAGCUACCUCCACGCCAGUUCAGCACCCGGAGACCUCAGGUGAGAGGUCCCGAGCACACGUGACUGUCUCAGGCAGCAGAAGUUUCUCAAGCCUGCCUCCAGCUUCCCCAGAGGAGAUGCAUGAGCUGCCAGCGGGCCUGGAGGAGGAGGAGGAGGAGGAGGGGUCUGGUGAGGCACACCACCCUGGGAAAUGCAUGUCACAGACCAACUCCACCUUCACCUUUACCACCUGCCGCAUCCUGCAUCCUUCAGACGAGCUCACCCGGGUCACACCAAGCCUUAACUCAGCCCCAGCUCCAGCUUGUGGCAGCACCGGCCACUUGAAAUCCACACCAGUGGCCACGCCAUGUACCCCCCGGAGACUGAGCCUGGCUGAGUCCUUCACGAACAUCCGUGAGUCCACCACAACCAUGAGCACUUCCCUGGGGCUGGUGUGGCUGCUGAAGGAGCGAGGUAUUUCUGCGGCAGUGUAUGACCCCCAGAGCUGGGACAGGGCCGCCCGGGGCUCCCUCCUGCACUCCUAUACCCCUAGGAUGGCUGUGAUCCCUUCUACCCCUCCAAACUCGCCUAUGCAGACACCCACAGCCUCCCCACCCUCCUUCGAGUUCAAGUGCACGAGCCCUCCCUAUGACAACUUCCUGGCUUCCAAGCCUGCCAGCUCCAUCCUGAGAGAGGUGCGGGAAAAGAAACAUGUGCGCAGCAGCGAGAGCCAGACUGAUGUGUCAGUCUCCAACCUCAACCUUGUGGACAAAGUCAGGAGGUUUGGGGUGGCCAGAGUGGUGAACUCGGGGCGACCCCAUGUCCCCACUUUGACUGAGGAUCAGGGACCUCUCCUCUGUGGCACUCCAGGGCCAGCACAGGCUCUUGUUCCCGAGGGCCUGCCUCUCGGGUGCCCCAGUGUCACCAGUGGGCUGCAGCUCCCCAGUGGCAUCCGACGGAACCGCAGCUUCCCCACCAUGGUCGGGUCCAGCAUGCACAUGCGAGCUCCCGUGACCCUCACCUCGGGCAUCUUGAUGGGUGCUAAGCUCCCCAAACAGACUAGCUUGCGGUGAGGCUGGGGCUUGCUGCCCUCCGGGAGACCAGCGUUCUCCAUCUGCUCUGCACCUCCUGUCCCCCACAGAGCGCUCUCUUCCUUGUCCCUUCUUUGUCUUCUUCUCCUGAGCUAGACAAAUCAGCCUCAUUCCUCGUGGGGGAGGAGUGGAGCUCCAUGCGAUGUGCAGGUAGGACUUGGCAACCUUGCAUCUGUUCCCAGUCUGACAGGAAGGUCCCUGCACAGUUGUCACUCGCAUGAGGAUGUUACCGAGCUCAUCUAGAGAAGAUGGUGUUCUUUCUUUGUUUUUAAGAAGCACUGAAAUUCCAAAGGUGUUCUUAUCCCAUGGAUAGGAAACCGGUGAAUUCUGAAUAGGACUGCCGGGUCACACUCCACAAGCAGUCGCCUUGCGGCACAGGUCACAAUACACCCAUAGCCCGGGUAUUGCUGGCCUCCUCGCCCACCCAUGACAGCUGACAGAGCCACUCACCGUCAGAGAGCCUUUCUGUUGGGGGUGGCCCAGCUUCAUCAAGAUCACCACUGCUCUGUCUCGAUGGAUGGUUGGUUCUGUUUCACGUGACUUUUCUUUUAUGCCUCCCACUUGAAGCCAUCCUGUAUCUUGUAAUCAGCUCUCAGGCCCAAUGUCUGACCCGAAAGAAAAAGAAUGUAUUUACACUCCCGCCAUGCAGUUCAGCCACCUGUCUGUGUCCUCUGUGUGACUGAGUUUUCCAUUUUAUUUUAUUUUAUUUGCAGGGAAAUCACGGUACUGGCAAUGUCUCUUUGUGGUUCUAUGAUACCAAAAUGCAAAUGGCACAUGCAUACUGACUUGCUAAUGACAUAGCUUAUUUCUGGGACCCGGUAUCACAGCCACGUUGAUGUGCAGUCAGUUCCCACUGAACAGAAGGAUUGAAAGGAAGGGUGCAAGGGUGAAACACUUGUUAACGAAAUCCAUGGGAAAGGGAGAAGGGUAGAGUCGUAGCAACCUCAUCACAUCCUGGGGCAAGGUUGGUCAGGCUUGGUCAGGCUGGCCCCGUCCUCACUCCGAAGGGAGCCCAGGUAGCAUGUUUUGACUCUGUAGCCACUCAGUGCCCACAUGUUUUACCCUCUUGUUUCAGAACAGAGGAAGAAGUUUCCUUCAACCCAUAAGCCCAGUGUCUCCUUGUCCCAUUUUUUUUUGCUCUUGGGAACAGCAGAGUUCCUUGUGAACACAAGCUUGAGCAACUGAGGGGCCUGGUCCUGUCACUGUCACUGAUUCAGUUGUGAACUUUUAUUUAUUAUCCAUGUGUGCUGUUUUUCAAGCGGAUGCCCCGCUCCCCUUCCAGCUCCAGCCAGUGUGUAUGUGGCGUCCCACCCCAUGAGGAUUAUUUAUUAUGGUCCCAGGACAUUUGGGCCUUGUGGUGUUCCAUGACCACCUAUCCCAGACAUGUGUGGAAGGAUAGCAUCCUAUGUACAUGAAGUUGCCAUGUGGACCCCAAUCCCCAGCAAAAGAUGUGUCCUUCAAUUUAGUGAGGGCCACCUUAUGUCCAUCAGGUAUGUUUUGGGAAGGUCCUCAAGGAGCAAGUUUCAGUCCCACCAUUUCAGACUAUUUAUUCUCCAAACAGGAGCGUGCUGGUUCGUCACAUCCUCCACUCUCCUCGCCGUUGUAGGUGUGCAGUUACUCCAAGUAACUUAUAUGUUUUUUAUUUGAAUGUAUGUUGAAGCAGUAGGUAGAAUAACAAAGGAAUCUGACAACCAUGAACUUGAAUGGACCACUUCACGCAGUCAGGGGAGCCACCCAUCAUCAAUAGACGUAACUAUAAAAUUGGCACGUCAGAGGCUGCGGUACUUAGCAUAGUUAAUAAACAGGUGGUCAACAUUGAGCAAACACUACCAAAAAGUGUGUUAUCAUACAUCAAAAAUCAACAAUAAAAUUCUAUUCACUAAUGAGUAUCAAUAAAAUAAGCUCAGAUGAUGGAAACCA
Messenger RNA from Nannospalax galili (Upper Galilee mountains blind mole rat), 5243 nucleotides. RefSeq names its product trafficking kinesin protein 1 (gene Trak1). Bases 417 to 3305 code for a protein of 962 amino acids. Lineage: Eukaryota; Metazoa; Chordata; Mammalia; Rodentia; Spalacidae. Gene Ontology annotation, molecular function: GABA receptor binding. The record is from RefSeq and is a predicted model, not a curated record. The transcript is spliced from 17 exons. Gene Ontology annotation, biological process: neurogenesis; endosome to lysosome transport; anterograde axonal transport of mitochondrion. Gene Ontology annotation, cellular component: dendrite.